AUGACGCUCAUGCUGAGUAUGCACCAUUCACUCUACGAUGGUGAGUCUUCGAAGAUGCUCCUGGAUGUCGUAACACAGUUGUACCGGGACCCGUCAGCGGAGACGGGCCGUUCCGGACUUCCGCUCUUACAGAUGUCACGUGGUCUAGAAGUGGGGCUCUUGCCGUCCGUCAUGCAGCGGCAGGACGCGUCCGCUGCUUGGGCUGAGCACCUCCGCGGCCUUAUCGAGACGGACGGUGCCGUAAACGCCCCAUUUCCUGAUCUGACAGGCUCACGCCGACCUCCACCACAUGCAAUCUUGUCAGCGAAGACUAUCAUUCCCUUCGACCUUUUAUCUCCUGCGUCCCCUGCGCCAGACGUCGGCAGACCAGACUUGUCGCGCCUUCUGCUGUCGGCGUUUGGAUGUGUUCUAGCGGCCAUUCUGGAGCUCAAGACCGUCGUUCUUGGGCAAACCGUGUCCCAGCGUAUUCUGCAUCCCGACCUUCAUUAUGUUGUAGGCCCCGCCAUCGCGACCAUCCCGGUCGCCAUCCGAGCAUGCGCGGCUAGCGCACUGGCCCUCUGGGCUGAGAUGGCCUGCGAUGCUUCCUCCCUCGGCGCACAUGCACAUCACGUGCACCCAGUCGAUAUCAAAAAGAUGGUCAAUGAGGGCAGUGAGAACGCAUCUGAGCCAUUUCCGGCACUUUUCGUCUACCACCCUGCAGCAGGAUAUGCGGACAAGGACAAAGAUAGCGUCGAACACGCGUUCUAUGAAGUCGGCAUGGCACUCCCCCUGAAGGUCGAGCAUCCCUUGGCUCUCAACAUCUUUGAAGGCGAUGGUACCAUUGAACUGACAGGCGAUGCUCGCCGAAUCUCACAAUCCAUGCUGGAUCUUCUCCUAGUCCAAAUUGUCGAUCAAGCCAGCGCAAUGCUGGCCCAUCCUGGGAUACCGUUGUCACGGCUCGCCAACCACCUGGACCGCGCCCUUAUGUCGAUUGUGGGGGAGCCACGUACACUUGUGGGCUCUGUAAUCGCACGGAACCCGGCCGAACUUGUCACCAAACAAGCAACAGACCACCCAGACUGGGUAGCUAUUGAGGAGAUUUUUUUUGGCGAAGAUGAUUCACUUUCCACUACGACCACCACAUUCGGCGAAUUGGAGAUUCUUGCCAACGCUGUCAGUUCUCGCCUUGUAGCGCUUACUAGUGCUGCAGCUGGGGACAUCGUGGCCGUGUAUCUUGAGCGCGACACCACAUCUCUUGCAGCGAUUUUGGCUAUUUUCAAGCUCAACUAUGUCUACUUACCCAUUGAUGGCGACCUCCCGCUUGAACGCAAACGGCUUUUGAUACGCGAUGCGAAUGCCAAAGUCGUUGUUACCACAGAGACGUUGGUGAGGGAUCUGGAACUGGACAACGAGCAGAAGAAAGUACCUGCGGUGUUUCUUCUUCCAGAGGGCAACAGUGGCCUGGCCACCAUACAGUCAUGGGCCAGUCAUUCACAAGAAACUGAUGCAGUCCCUAUCAGCCCAAACGAUGGCGGCUACCUCUUGUACACGUCUGGCUCCACGGGUCAGCCGAAGGGAGUGAGAGUCGCCAAUGAGAGCCUCCUGCAUUUCGUGGCCGCUAUGACACAACGUCUCACUGAAGCCAACUCCGAGAUGGCACGCCUCGGCGGCAGAGGCAAAUUCCUCAAUGUGGCCUCUCGGGCGUUUGAUACGCAUCUGACUACCAUGUUUGCGCCCUGGUACCUUGGCUUCAGCUCUGUCAUCGGAAAGGACCGCAACGGUAUUUUGGCCAACUUGCAACACGUCAUAAACACUGUCGGAAUCACGAACAUGGGUACCGUACCGUCAGUUCUGCUGCGACUUGGCCUGCAAUUGUCGGAUGUGCCGUCGAUUCGUGUCAUGACCUUUGGCGGCGAAAAGGCAUCACAUGCCCUCUUCGACCAAUUGCGUGGCGGUGAUGAGAGCGGAGACGGGUCAAAGACUGCCUUGAUGAACUUUUACGGCCCAACCGAGGCAACUGUGGGUUGCUUGAGCCAUGUCAUCGGACACCAUUCCAACGCACGCAACCUCGGCCUUCCGCUACCAGGUCUACAGGCGCUUCUCCUUGUAUCCAACAAUGACAGCGACGAGCAGGUUGUAGCUCGAAGGGGUCAGCCUGGAGAAUUUUGCAUUUCCGGACCACAGGUUGCUGUGGGUUAUCUGAAUCGCCCCGACGAAAAUGCCCGCAGCUUCCAGGAUACCUCCCUGUUGGAUAUCAAUGGCACAAAAAAGCGUAUUUACCGUACGGGUGACAUCAUGCGCAUGAUGCACGACAGCACCGUUGAGUUCCUCGGUCGUCGUGAUCAGCAGACAAAGAUCCGUGGCCAGCGCUUUGAGAUUGGCGAGGUCGAGGAACAAAUCAAAAAGGCCAUCGUUGACCAAGGCCCUUUUGAUGUUGCAGCCGCCGUGGUGGACGAACGGCUCAUCGGCCUCGUAGCACGAAAAGUUGAUUCUCUCUUCAAAGCAGAGCGCGACGCUCCGGCCGAGAUUCUCUCCCCCCCACCGAGUCAGGCACACCGAGACGUACUAAUCGCCGCCGAGAAGGCUUGCCAGAGGGACCUUCCUGCGUAUAUGGUACCGGAAAUGAUGUGGCUGUCCAAAAUACCAUUCCUCGCGGCCUCGGGGAAGCUUGACACCAAGCACAUUGCGAAUCUGGUGCGGAAUUCCGAUACCGUUCUGGGCACCGGAAUUCAAUGCCCCGGCAUGUCAACUGCCGCUGGUUCCCCGUCUGGUAACCUUUCAGGACCAGAAAAAGAAGUUCUCUCUGCCCUUACAGAAGUAUUAGAUGGCCUAAACAGCACCGACGUGUCUUCAUCUAGCAACCUUCGCAGCCUCGGAAUCGACAGUUUGUCGGGUGUGCAUCUGCUGUCGGUACUCAAGCGCCGCGGCUUUCGGUAG
Molecule: messenger RNA, 2916 nt
Organism: Sporothrix brasiliensis 5110
Lineage: Eukaryota; Fungi; Ascomycota; Sordariomycetes; Ophiostomatales; Ophiostomataceae
Exons: 2
Coding region: 1-2916 (971 amino acids)
Biological process (GO): secondary metabolite biosynthetic process; amino acid activation for nonribosomal peptide biosynthetic process
Cellular component (GO): cytoplasm
Molecular function (GO): phosphopantetheine binding
Source: RefSeq, a predicted model, not a curated record